AUGGCCAGCGGCUCAAAGCCUAAGCACCUUGGUAACGGGCCAGUCAUUGGUGCUAAGCUGCAAACUGAGCUAAACAUUAACCCAUCCCGUUUCAAGCGCCCCAAAUCUCCAUCACACAUGAAUCCCCCAACUUUACCAGACUCCCCAGUAACACCGGCCAACACAAAUCAUAAUUGUCCAGUCAACAAAAAUUGUAACGGUGAAGUCAAGCAAGCUAGUACUACCAAACCUGAUGAAACUGGACAAUACAAAUCCUCAAGCUGUCAUCAAUUCCGUCACAAGACCACUUGA
Messenger RNA from Puccinia graminis f. sp. tritici CRL 75-36-700-3, 291 nucleotides. RefSeq lists its product as uncharacterized. The transcript has 2 exons. The coding region runs from base 1 to 291 and encodes 96 amino acids. NCBI's taxonomy places the organism in Eukaryota, Fungi, Basidiomycota, Pucciniomycetes, Pucciniales, Pucciniaceae. The record is from RefSeq and is a predicted model, not a curated record.